GGCUUUGAUUAAGUCACCCUGAUUGAAAUAUUUUGUCAGAAAUUGCUAGAAAGGAUAUGUUCAGUGUAACUGACAAUUGAUUCUGUAAUUUUACCUCGGUGUUUAAUGAGAAAUACAUCCUGAUUGUUCCACGCUACGCUGUAUAAGUGUCAGUCAAGCAAUUAUUUAUCGACGAGUUGUCACACACCGUAAUGUAAUGAAAACUAAAUUAACUUAAUUGAUAUUAAAUCGGAGAUUUUCUUUCUAAAUAAUUUAAAUUAACAAACCCUUUCUAAAUAUAAAACAAAAUCGGAUGAAUAACACACAAAAUUUUCAAAUGGAGUAAUGUUAUUGAAGAAAAACACAAGUUAAUGUGAGAUACUGUGCUGCAAGUCAUAUUUCUGGAUUAAAUCAUAAUGGCCCCAGUUGACACUAGUCUAUUGUCAACUACUAUCAUACUGUUAGUUAUCAUAAUUCGUAUAUUCCAAGUAUAUUCCGAAAUCACAACUGGAGUUGCAAAACGGAGAACUAACUUAGAUGAUAAAAUUUCGGACUUUCGUAUGUUGUGGGAAUUUAACAGAAAGGGAACGCCAUUAUGUAUUGGAGAAUGCUCUCGGGAUGAAAGAUGUGCAAGUGUGUUUUAUAACAAAAUGACCGGACAUUGUCAAGGCCAUUCAAUAACAUUUGGUGACCCACUAGCCAUUACAGAUAGUCCAAAUUACCGCUACUAUCUACGGCCACACGGAGAAAAUUACAUCGGAGACUCUUGCUUGGAUAGCAACGAGUGUGUGACUGUUAAUUCGGAAUGUCGGACAGGGAUUUGCCAGUGUAUACCUGGAUAUAGUUUCUCCCCCAAAACACACGAAUGUAAAGAAUGUACAAACUAUGGAAACGAUUAUUGGGAAAUCAUGGAUCAUUAUAUCAGCAAGAAAAAUAUGGAGACCUUCGAUGGCUUAACUUUACAAGAGUGUUUUAACCUUUGUAAUUCACGCACGGACUACACGUGUGUUUCAUUGGAGUACGGACGAGCUACGCAAGUGUGUUAUUUGGCAAACAUUACAGUUUUACAAUACCCGGAACGUUGGUAUCACGAUUCAGUUCAAACUUUUGUGAUCGCUUACUAUCAAAGAGAUUGCGAGUAACUCGAUAUAUAUCACAAAAUAUAGUUUUCAUGCAAGAUAUGGAACACAAUAUCGUUUUCCCCUUAUCAAGAAUAUCAUAUUAUUUAUCCUUAUAUCUUCAAUUGCAGCGAAUAGGUCCUUCACGAUACCCCUUACAAAGUUAUCCAAUACAGCAAUGCUAUGGCAUAUCUAUACAGUCAUCAAUCUCGGACAUUGACUACUAAGGCCUUAAUUACCUAUUCCUGCCAGCGAUGGCACAAAGUCAAUAAAAACAGGUUUAUCUUUGUAGGAAGAUAGUUCACUUUUAACAGAUAACCAAUUGCUGAAACUGAUAAUACUUUCCAGUCCUUUACAAAAUUUCGAUUCUAUUAACAACAUGAUAGAACUUAAUCAAGACUGAGUUCGAGAGUGGGUCAUUAUGAUUGUUAUGCAGUGGUCAAUUAAUUUAACAAUUGAACAAACAUUUUACAAUUUUCUGCUUCAACCCUUCGGAAUGUUUUUCUUAAGAAAUAUAAAGUUUCAGAUGUUUAAUCAAAUUUUUAAAUGCUUCAACAUAGUCCUCCUUAUAGGUAUACUUUUCAAUCACUGAAAAAGAUCCAAAUCCAUCUCUUCUCUUGAAGCGAUGACCAGCAAUAUGGUUUUUUUGUCAAGGAAAGAAGAAAGUCACAGGUACCAAGUAGUGAGAAAACGAUGGAUAUAGUCAAACUUCAUUAAAGUGUGUUCGAUUUUUCUUAACACGACGCCUCUAUGAUACUUAGAUGUGAUAGAACGGCCUCUAGAACAGGAAUUUGGACAUCAUUUCUACGAGUAUAGAAAAAACUUAAAUAACUUUUUUGAUGUUUGACAAUUGCUUGUAAAUGCAUGGUCGACGGACAGUUUUUGUGAAAUCUUUUUGUUAUAGAUGUUAGCAAAUAAGGUAUCCAUCUGGCAGUAAUUCGCCUAACUUUCAAGCGAUUCUUCAAAAUCGUACGAGAUAUCCCAGCGAUAUAGGCUAUCUGAGUAAAUGAAAGUCUGGCAUCUUUGUCAAUGCUGAGUUUGACUUUAUGAAUGUUUUUGUCGUUAUCAGAAUUGCAGGAAUUUUCAAUUCACUCAUGCCCUUUUUUGAAUGUGUGCAUCAACCUCGAAACAGUUGCAUUAGAUACUUCAUUGGUACCUUGAAUAUUACAAAUAUCAUUAUAAACAUUUUAGCAUAUUUUCCUAGUUUUACCCGAGCUUUAAUGUAAGUCCGUAUUUCAGCACUUUUAACUGAGCGUUUACUAGCCAUUAUUUACAUAAAGUUACCCGUGCAAGGUAUUUUCAAUGUGAAUAAAAUUCUUAAUCGAUAGACUGCCCACAUGAUUCUAGUAUUAUUUGAAAUCAGAUGUUUUGAAGCAUAUCAUACCUUACAAAAACACAAGAAUCACGAGCUAAAUUAGAAAAUAUACAUUAUAUUGCGUUACAUAUUGACUCACGCUUGAACAACCACUUUACUAGUAUACAUGUAUAAUAUUACAUUCAAAAGUCAAUUAUAAUGCAAAUUCGCAAAUUUGUAAAUAAAAAGAUCACGUCUAAAGUUACGACUGUUAUUGAUUCUAUGUAGCAAUGCAUUAUUUGUAUAGGUCAUUCAUCCAAAGUCGCACGACAUUUUCUAUCAAAAGUCUUUAAAAACGUGUUGUUAAAUGACAUAGAUACACAUUUUUCUUACAAAAUACAUAUAUACCUUUUUGACCACAUGCAGUGUAUAAAGUAUCAAUUUAAAAGAAGUUGUGUUCAAGACGGAUAUAGGUCUACAGAGAGUAGGUUCUCUUGCAGUUGCAGAUAAAAUUUAAAUGCGACCGCUGACUGAAAUAAUUAAGCCAAUCACUUCAUGAUGCAAAUACAUUGAAGUUGCAUUUUACAACACAUUCAAACUAGAUUUACGACAGAAGUGCGUGUUUUUAUUACCGGAAAUGUGCAGUUAUCUAUGUAGAUUGGUAAUCAAUAGGCGUUUUAAUCAAAGAAAACUAUUUUAUCUAAAUAAAAUGUGAAAACGUCGAUUUCAAUCACAUCUGUUUUCCCCUAAACAAUGCUGAAACUGCCGCCACAUUACGAUGAUAGCUGUUUAUAGCCAUUUCAACUUCGAAGAGAAAAUUGACAUAUUAAAAUGUUUAAAAUCCAAUUACGGUAGAUAAUUUAAUGUUGAUUUUUUUUAUAGUUUGUAUUUCUAUGACAGUCACACUGUUAAACAAUUUAGAAUAAAACCCUCUACAAACUGAAGUGUUUUCAUAUUGGAAAGUGAAAAGAAUAUUUUGUAUUUCAAAAUAUAAGUCACAUUGCAGAACAAAUGCCUAUUGCUAAUGAGUGAUAUUUUACUUAUAUCUAAAAAGUGUCUUGUUGAUCUAUAGCGUCAUUAUUUCUCAAACAUAUAAUGGCUGAAUCUUG
Ruditapes philippinarum (Manila clam) is the source of this 3500-nucleotide messenger RNA. RefSeq lists its product as uncharacterized. NCBI's taxonomy places the organism in Eukaryota, Metazoa, Mollusca, Bivalvia, Venerida, Veneridae. The coding region runs from base 396 to 1121 and encodes 241 amino acids. The transcript is spliced from 4 exons. The record is from RefSeq and is a predicted model, not a curated record.